CCAUUGUAACGAAUUGAGAUCUCAAUAAUAUUAAUGAUGGAGAGGCAGUCCUCUCCCAUGAAUUAGUCUCGAUCAAUCAAACGAUCGAGGAUACCACGUAAAACUCGUGUGUUGUCUUUGUUUGUUCUCGAUUUUUCAGUUAUGUUUAGGGAAGACCUUAAUCGCCAUGGCCUGCAAGUUGGCGACUUAUGCCCAAUUUGUGAGUCCACAGAAGGUGAAUCAGUCGAGCAUUUAUUUCUUCGUUGUCCGGUGGCAGUUGCUUUGCGUAAUUUGGUAGGGCUCCAUUUGCCUCCUGAUCUCCUUCUCACCACCCACCUUUCGUUGUUUUGGCGGCAUCUCAUAUUCAAUGUGGAUAUCAGCUCUAUUAGUUCCUGGGUACUAUUAUUUCGGCGACUAUGAAAAAGUCGCAACAAUGUUGUCUUCCUCCCCCACGCCCAGUUUACCAUCGCCUGCCUUCAUCGUCAACUACUGUCACACCAUGCCGAUCAUCAAAUUGCCGUCCAACCUCUAUUUCUAGCCCAGGCACCACCGCCUCGACGACUUCGUGCUCCCCAAAUGAGUUCCGGAUUUCGGAUUGCUGUGGACGGCGCGACAUCAUCUCCCACUCAUGGUGCAGUUGGUAUUGUUGGCUUUAUUGGCGGUCAGGCUACUUUUGGAUUUGGGUGCGCGCUACCUGGAAUAAUUGAUGCUACUACUCUGGAAUUAUUGGCGGUCCGGUAUGCUUUACUCCUCAUUUCCUGUUGGGGAUGGUAUGAUCAUCAUGUUCAGAUUACUGGAGAUGCUCAAACUGUGUGGGAGCGGUUAGAGUCUAACACUCCUCAUGAUGUUCGGUGCGACGCAAUAUAUCGUGAAGUGUUAUAUCUUCUCACUCGUCUACCUUUGGUUUCUUUGGCUUACUCACCUCGAGAAGCGAACCGGGUUGCCCAUAUUGUGGCACGUAAUGCCCUUCGCUAUCCUGGUAUCAGUAAUGUAUUAUUUGAUUACUCUUAUAUGGUCUGUCUUUGAGUCCGUGUAGGGGUUGUAAUUGGUGUGACCCCACACACCUAUCUGGUUAAUCCGCAAGGAUUUCUAUGACAAAAAAGUAUGGUUAUGUUUAGGGCGGAAAGUUUGGUACUAUUGGGAUAUAUCGAAUAUCAAUUGAAUUUUUCAUUACUUGGUAUUAUCGAAUAUAUGUAUUAUUUUUUUGCAUUAAAAUUGAGAUUUAAAUUUUUCCAAAAAUUUUGAGAUUUAUUUCAAGUAUUUGGUAUUAGGGAUUACGAGAUUGGAACUGAUAAUAUACCAAAAUACCAAUAAAUACUGCAAUAUAAGCUAAUAUGCAUUUAUCUCUAUCAACUAGACUUUCUCACUCACUAUUAUCAGACCGCAACCGCCAAGAUGGUUACCUACUUAUACAUAGCUCAUUCCCUCGUCAUAUGACAACCCAUGUCAAGCUCAUUUUGUUACUUGUAGUAUGUUCAUGAGUUAAUCAUCAACUGUUUCAGUUUGUUAGUUUGCUUCUUAGGCACCUCAUUUUGCUAGAGUGUUGUUAUUAUACUUGAGAUUUUUUUUUCCAUUUGUAUUGAACGAGUAUUGACACCACACCAUUGUUUGUUUUUAUAUAUUUUUAGAAUGGUUUGUGGAGAUAGUAUUUGCGUUUGUGUACUCAAUUUGUAAUUUUGAAGAAAAUUAAUUCGGUAUUUACCGAUACCGAACAAAAGAUUGGGAUUGGAAUAUUAAAAUUGCUUUGGGAUCGGAAUUGAUAUUGAGUUUAUAAUACCAUUUGAUAUUCGAAAUUUCGUAGUUUUGUUGCAUUGGGGUAUUUUACAAUGACGUUGGGCUAUCCCCAACACAAAUAGAAUGGACUGCUUGUUUCUUCUUUAUUAAGUAGUAAAAUGGACCGAUUGAUUAUUCCAUUCAAGUGCUUUGUUAUCACAGAUCUACAACCAAUUGCAGCCGAUUGAUAAUGAUUGGCAUUUUCUUUCUUUAUUUGGUAGAAAUGAUUGGCAUUUUCUUUGUCCACUCGUUUUGCACUAAAUUAAGAGGUUGUUUUCCUGAGAAAAAUUAGAAUUUACCUCAAUUCACCACAUUGAGCAAAACCAAUGAACUUGUUGGCGGAAAUUUCGGUCGGUUCGAAUGUGAUAUGGAUUAUGAAAAAUUGUCGGGGCGAGAAUUUAUUUGUUUACAAAUUUGUCAUCUUUGUAAAGACUGGGAACAAUGGUGGUUCUUUACUUAUGGCUUCCAUCUGUCAUUUUGCUCUUCUCUUUAUCCUUGCGUUUGGAGUUUGGAUACCUUUGUUGUUGGCUUCCAAAAUUUCGAACUAUUCUAAUGAACACCAAAUUCGGAAUAUGAAAAUCAAACCAAUCCUAGGAGAAAACCGAUAGAUAAGAAAAUCCCCAAAUGAAAUACAAAUUCCACCUCCUCUAACGUAAAUUAUUAAAAAGGACAUCCAAACAAUACAUUUUACAUAAAUAUAUUACUUAGUUAUUUCAUAGGCUACAAACUAUCUACACAUAAUAUAAUACACCGAAGGGAAAAACGGGAGCCUCAUUUCAAAUUUCCUGCAACGAGAGUGAAAGUAGGAAGGACAUUUUGGUCUUCACAAUUACUUUUUUUUAUUCAUUAAAAAGGUGUGUACUGAGAUUUGAACCAUAACCAUUUUAAAGAAAGGCAAGGAUCAUAACCAAUCACACUAAGUACAUUGGUUGUAUCCUUUUAAAUUAAAAACAUAUAAUAGCAGGGUGGAAAAAACUCUUCCCCCAUUUCAAAUUCCCUGUUCCAUGAGCGUUUGUAGGAAGGGUAAAAUAAGGAGUGUCAAUUUUUUCUCUUUCCUCUAUGGAACGGGCCAACUUACCGUACACAUGCGGAUUUAAACGAGUCAAGGAGUGUCAAUUUUUUUCUUUAUACCCUUUUAUUUAUCCGUGGUGAUAAAAUAUAUAUGAAAAGGCAAAAAUAAUACUACUUUUUAUUGUUAAAAAUAAAAAAUUUAACAAUAGACU
Molecule: messenger RNA, 2975 nt
Organism: Linum trigynum
Lineage: Eukaryota; Viridiplantae; Streptophyta; Magnoliopsida; Malpighiales; Linaceae
Source: the annotation of a GenBank genome assembly